AUGCCUAAGGCCGCCUCUAAGGGAAAGACCGGUAAGGUCGAGAAGCGCCGCGCCAAGAAGGACCCCAAUGCCCCCAAGCGUGGUCUCUCUGCCUACAUGUUCUUCGCCAACGAGCAGCGCGACAAUGUCCGUGAGGAGAACCCUGGUGUCUCCUUUGGCCAAGUCGGCAAGAUCCUCGGUGAGCGCUGGAAGGCUCUGAGCGAGAAGCAGCGUGCCCCGUAUGAGGCCAAGGCUGCCACCGACAAGAAGAGAUACGAAGACGAGAAGCAAGCCUACAACGCCGACGGCGACGAGGAGGAGUCUUCUUGA
Molecule: messenger RNA, 309 nt
Organism: Phialemonium atrogriseum
Lineage: Eukaryota; Fungi; Ascomycota; Sordariomycetes; Cephalothecales; Cephalothecaceae
Product: Non-histone chromosomal protein 6
Exons: 4
Coding region: 1-309 (102 amino acids)
Molecular function (GO): DNA binding, bending
Source: RefSeq, a predicted model, not a curated record